Molecule: messenger RNA, 3539 nt
Organism: Drosophila grimshawi
Lineage: Eukaryota; Metazoa; Arthropoda; Insecta; Diptera; Drosophilidae
Gene: Pgant7
Product: N-acetylgalactosaminyltransferase 7
Exons: 4
Coding region: 456-2231 (591 amino acids)
Cellular component (GO): Golgi apparatus
Source: RefSeq, a predicted model, not a curated record
ACAUACAGCCAAUUUUUUUGUUUACGUUUGCAUUGCGUUUAUUGCCGCAUUUGUGAAUUGCAACUGCAAACGACGCGCGCCCUGCUUCUUCUGUGUUUGCAAUUUGUGUGAGCAGCGUUGACUCAAUUUGCAUUGAACUGUAAUUGCUCUGAAUUGAUUCACUCACGCACUUACACACAUUGACAGCGGCCAUCACAUCCAGAGCAGACACAAAAUCAAAUUUAAUUAAAAAAACAUCAAAAAUUCUUGUUUUUGAUAAUUGAUGUGCGGCAUUUGCUAGCUUUUGCUUUGCUUAACAUUGUGUUGCCGUCGACGUCGACGUCUUGGCUUCGUCGUCGAAGACACGUCAACACCAAACGGCAUCGCAUUUGAAAUCGGAGUCAAUUUUGUAGAACAUCUGAAUCUGAAGCUGAGUCAGUAGUGAAAAAAACACAAUAGCAAUCAAGUGUCGCGAAAUGCGUGUGAGCAACAUACGCAGCGGACGCAUUUGCCGUUUAGCGCUCUGUCUGCUGGUCAUCUUGCCGCUGCUCUAUCUGCUGGCCAACUGGAGCGAUCAUCACAAGCGCGUCCAAGAGGCGUAUCACCAGCGCUUUGGCGGCCCCAAAUUCAACCAUCAGCGCCUCGAGAAUAGGCCACGUGAGGUGCCCAAGCUAGUCGAGGGUCUGGGCAACUUUGAGCCGAAAGAUUUGAAGCCACGUACUGGUCCCGGCGAGAAUGGGGACGCGUAUACGUUGCCACCGGAAAAGAAGAACGUGGCGGAUGCCUCCGAGAUGGAGUACGGCAUGAAUAUUGCCUGCUCCGAUGAUAUAUCGAUGCAUCGUUCGGUGCGCGAAACGCGUCUCGAGGAAUGCAAACACUGGGACUAUCCAUACGAUUUGCCGCCAACAAGUGUGAUCAUUGUGUUCCACAACGAGGGCUUCUCAGUGCUAAUGCGCACCGUUCACUCGGUCAUCGAUCGUUCACCAAAGCACAUGCUCCAUGAGAUCAUUCUUGUCGAUGACUUCUCCGACAAGGAGAAUCUGCGCAGCAAGCUGGAUGACUAUGUUCAGCAGUUCAAUGGACUCGUCAAAAUAAUACGCAACAAGGAGCGCGAGGGCCUCAUACGAACACGCUCCCGCGGCGCCAUGGAGGCCACAGGUGAGGUGAUUGUAUUUUUGGAUGCGCACUGUGAGGUGAAUUUGAAUUGGUUGCCACCGCUGCUGGCGCCUAUUUAUCGGGAUCGCACUGUAAUGACGGUGCCCAUUAUCGAUGGAAUUGAUCACAAGACCUUCGAAUAUCGGCCGGUCUAUGGCAGCGAUAAUCACUUCCGCGGCAUCUUCGAGUGGGGCAUGCUGUACAAGGAGAACGAGGUGCCGCGUCGGGAGCAGCGUCGUCGCGCCCACAACUCGGAACCGUAUCGCAGCCCGACGCAUGCAGGCGGCUUAUUUGCAAUUAAUCGCGAAUACUUCCUUGAGUUGGGCGCCUACGAUCCCGGCUUGCUAGUGUGGGGCGGUGAGAACUUCGAGCUAAGCUUUAAGAUCUGGCAAUGCGGCGGCAGCAUCGAAUGGGUGCCCUGCUCCCGAGUCGGUCAUGUCUACCGCGGUUUUAUGCCCUACAAUUUCGGCAAGCUGGCCAGCAAGAAGAAAGGCCCACUCAUAACUAUCAACUACAAACGCGUGAUUGAGACCUGGUUUGAUGACACGCACAAGGAGUUCUUCUAUACGCGAGAGCCGUUGGCUCGUUAUUUGGACAUGGGCGAUAUUAGCGAACAGCUGGCGCUAAAGAAGCGUCUCAAUUGUAAAUCAUUCCAGUGGUUUAUGGACAACAUUGCCUAUGAUGUUGUUGACAAAUUUCCCGCUCUGCCGGCCAAUCUGCACUGGGGCGAACUGCGUUCAGUGGCUUCAGAUGGCUGUCUCGACUCCAUGGGUCAUCAGCCGCCGGCAAUAAUGGGUCUCUCCUAUUGCCAUGGCGGUGGCAAUAAUCAGCUUGUGCGUCUGAAUGCCGUCGGGCAGCUGGGCGUUGGUGAGCGGUGCGUGGAGGCAGAUCGUCAGGGCAUCAAGCUGGCCGUCUGCCGUCUGGGCACCGUCGAUGGACCCUGGAGCUACAAUGAGCACACCAAACAUCUCCUGCAUCGUGUGCACAAAAAGUGCAUGGCCCUGCAUCCAGCGGGUCAGCAACUAUCGCUGGGCCAGUGUGAUGUCAACGAUGGAUAUCAGAAGUGGCUCUUCAAGGAGAUACGUCCGCACUGGUAGGGCUAAGGGAAUCCAGUCAGGCAUUAAAGCAAUAUAUACAAAGGGUUUCAAUCGGAUGUGCACCGUGUCGACAAGGGGGACUUGAUGGUCAGGAGGGAGGGGGGAUGUUGUAGACAAAAGGAAUUUAGUGGAAAUGUAAACAAAUGGAAUUGUUGUUGGUUUUAUAACGUACACUUAGAAGACAGACAGGCAGACAGAUCCGACAAGCACAGGUAUAUUUUAUAAUAUACGGGAAAUGGGCUCUGUGGCAAUUCGGUGAGCACAUAAACAAAUCGCAUACCACUGAUAUUAGUAUGUUUAUCAAUACGAGCAGCCCUCAAUUCAAUCAAAGCAAUCCCAUCAUUUUAUUUACAUCUUUUUUGGCAACUGUUAAAUACUGUGUAGAAAAGCAAAGCUAUCCGUUAUCUGUCUGCUAUCAAAAUUAUUGACGGCCAGAAAAUCUCAUUCCAGAUAUUAUGUAAUUGAUUAAGUACGUAUUCUAGAUCCAGGAGAUAAUAUAUGACAACAAUUAUCUUAACCGAUUGCCCAGAUUGUACCCGCAUCUGUAAUACGUAUGUGUGUAUAUUUUUUUUGCUGUGCGUAGGGCGUGCGAGUGAGCGAGAGCGUCAGCGUUCGCCUGAUCGUGAGCAAGAUAGCAAUAGCGAGUGAGGGGAAAGUGUUCUUUUAGCUUGUGUGCGAGCGAGUAAGAGUGCGAAUCGUGUGCAAUAUAUACGACAUAUAUAAUAUAUAAUACAAUUGGCGCCAGUUCGUUCUACAUAGACUUGCCAGGACAUAUUCAUGAAUAUCAGAAAAUUAUUUUUAAAUGUUGUAGUACAUAUGUAUGCAUACUAUAACUCUACGUAAUACGCGUGUCUAUCUAUUUAUCUAUCUAUAUAUUUAUUAUAUGCCUUUGUUUGUCAUCUAAGUUUGUUGUUGCUGCUACAUUCCAUAAGCGACUAAAGCUCAACUAUAUACUAUAUAUAUGAUCAUUGCCAAUUUGUGACUAUUUUUUCUUGUUUUCCUAUUGAUUUUGUUAAUUUCAUUAAUUGCAAACGCUUAUUGUGUGGUAUUAAGAAAAAUAACAAAAAAAAACAAAACCCAAAAAUAAACCCAAUUUGCAACACGAGCAUUGUCGCAGUCGCUGUGUGUUUUAAAUGUACUUUUUUUGAUUAUACAUUCAUGUAGAUGUGUACAUGCAUAUAUACAAUAUAUAAUACCUAGGCUAAACACAUAUAUUAACAUUUACAUUCAAAUGUAACUCUAGAGUUCUAAGUCUGAAUAAUGAAUAGUAAUAAACAAGUUUUUUAAACACAAAGUGUUGCAACUGUA